Messenger RNA from Anolis carolinensis (green anole), 5461 nucleotides. RefSeq names its product calpain 10 (gene capn10). Gene Ontology annotation, biological process: proteolysis. The transcript has 14 exons. Lineage: Eukaryota; Metazoa; Chordata; Lepidosauria; Squamata; Anolidae. Bases 294 to 2318 code for a protein of 674 amino acids. Gene Ontology annotation, cellular component: cytoplasm. The record is from RefSeq and is a predicted model, not a curated record. Gene Ontology annotation, molecular function: calcium-dependent cysteine-type endopeptidase activity.
CCGAAGCCUUGGCAUGAUGGGAGUGUUAGUUUUCUGGGCACAAAGGCGGCGUCCCGGUUUGCACCUUCUUUCUCCCUUUUUGCAAAUGCACAGCCCAGAUGUGGCUGCGUGAAGCUGUGGCUGGAAGGGAUGGAGCCUUGGCUGCACUUGUGGUGAAAGAUUCUCUAUGAGACAGCUGUGAUGCCUGAAGAAGACUGCUGUUUAAAGUGAUGAAGAAAAGAACAGACAUGGCUUAAAUCAAGAGUGCUGCAGUUUUUGGAAGUAUCUGCAGAUACUUGGCCGUUUUGUAGAAGAUGCUGGGAGACAGGGUACCGACGGAUCUCGCGGGAGACCUUUACAAGGACCUCUCGUUUCCGGCCAACGAUGACUCUCUCUUUUUUAACUACUCGACUCCGUUGGCUCAUUUCAGAGGAGAGAUUUGUUGGCUGAGACCUCAGGAGAUAUGCUCUCUACCUCGCUUAUUUUCAGACAAUCAUUAUGAGUGGCAGGUCAAGCAAGGGAUGCUGGGAGAUUGCUGGUUCCUCUGCGCUUGUGCAGCCUUGCAGAAGAGUAAAUACCUUUUAGCCAAGGUGAUCCCUCCUGGUCAGCCUGGAUGGAGAGAUGAGAAAUACCGAGGCUGUUUCACUUGUCGCAUCUGGCAGUUUGGACACUGGGUGGAGGUCACCAUAGACGACCGCCUGCCUUGCUUGGGAGGGAAACUCUGCUUCUCCCAGUGCCAGAUGGAGGAUGUGUUUUGGCUCCCGCUGCUGGAAAAAGCUUAUGCCAAGGUACAUGGCUCUUAUGAGCAACUCUGGGCCGGCCAAGUUGCAGAUGCUCUUGUGGAUCUCACCGGAGGCUUAGCAGAAAGGUGGACCCUAAAAGACCCCGGCCGAAGCACAGAGAGGGAGAGGGCAGGCAAGGUCUUGGAGAAAUCUGUCUUUAGGAGACUGAUGAACCUCAAGGAGAAAUGUGUUAUGAGCUGCUCGGUCUUCAGCUCACGGCAAGGGACUAGCGAAUUGGGGGAGUUCCACGCCUUCAUUGUGGUCGACAUGCAAGACCUCUCCAAAGUGUCCAGGAAAGAUGUAAUCCUGCUGAGGAUACGCAACCCUUGGGGAAGACGCUGUUGGAAAGGGCCGUGGAGGGAAGGAGGACCUGGGUGGAGCCAACUGGAUCCGGUGGUUGCUGCGGAGCUGUUGUCUCAGAUACAGGAAGGAGAAUUCUGGGUAGAAGAGGAGGAAUUUUUUGCAGAAUUUGACGAAAUCAUAACCGGGUACCCCAUUACGGAAGAGGGGCAGCUGCAGAGCCUUUACACAGACAGGGUGCUGAGCCACACUCAGAAGCUGUAUGGCUCUUGGGUGAGAGGACAGUCAGCAGGCGGCUGCCGGAACAACAGCACCUUCCCGACCAACCCCAAGUUCUGGCUGAGGGUCUGUGAGCAGAGCGAGGUGUGCAUUGCUCUCCUGCAGAAGCACCGCAAGCACAGCACCGACUGGGCAGGUCGAAUUCGGAACUGGCCCCGUUUAGUGGAAGCGGAACCGCCCGUGGCUGAUGGCAUCCGAGGGAAGAAUUACCACGCGGUGGGGCUGCACCUAUGGAAGGUUGAAAAGAAGCAGUUUAACCUCCCAAAGACCCUCUCCAUGCCCCCGAUUUCAGGCACCGUUUGCCAUUCCUACAACCGGGAAGUGCACCUUCAUUGUGACCUCUCUCCUGGGUAUUACCUUGUUGUCCCAAGCACCUUCCUCAAUGAUGCCGAAGGAAACUUCCUCCUUCGGGUCUUCGCCAGCGGACGAAUCUCACUCAGCGAGAUAAAGCUGCCUUCACCUGACAACGCUAUUCGCGAGGAGCUCCCAGGAGGCGAGUGGGAGACGGCCCGGAUGGAGGGACGUUGGAGGAAAGGGCAGAGCGCGGGCGGGAGCAGGAACUUCCCUUCCUUCCACAGCAACCCCCGCCUGCCUCUCUCGGUCCCUCCGGGCGCCGGGCAGAGGGGCAUCCACGUCGCCCUCCGCCAGCACUGCCCAGACAACAAGUGCCACCCGAUUGGGUUUCAUAUCUUCCAGGUUCCCACUGACAACAACAAUGUCAAAAUGCCUUCAGCAGCCUUCUUGCACUUGGAGCCUGUUGUUAGUGGUGUGCCUCACAGCUACUCGCAAGAAGUCAGCCAGUUUUGCCGACUGCCUUCGGGAAAUUAUGCCAUCGUUCCCUCAACGUACCUGCCCGAUACCGAAGGCACCUUCACCGUUAUUGUAGCAACCAAAAUAGAAAGGAAAAGCAUUCGAAGCAAGGAGACUUUGGGUCAAAGAUUGCAAGAGAUCUCCUUUAAAGCUGUGAUGAAAGUGUAGCAUGGGAUUCCUGCAUCCAGUGUUGGAGGAAACACCACCAGGAAGAAGAAAUGGCCAAGCUGAUUUCUCUUUGAAAUUAAACAAUGCAAAGUAACGUCAAGCCCUGUCAAUUUCUUGGGCACAGUAGCAUCUCUCUUUCAACUUUUUCAUAAAAACAGACUCAUAUGCCCCCUGAUUUUUUUUUAAUGACAUGUCCAUUUGAACUUCAGCCGGUGUUGAGGUCGCUUGCUGUUGUGUUUCCAUGGACUUUGCUCUGUGUGCUUCUCUAUCCCCAUCCCCGUCUCACCUGCCUUUCAGUGGAAGAAUAACGUGGUUCCUGUGCCGUGUUCAAAUCAUUGUCUGUUUGCCGUUGGUAAUCCUUUCCCUCUCUUUUUCUAUGUGUGUGGUGUGUGUUCAUAGUGAAAAACCACUUGUGGUUCACAAGGAAACUCAAGAAAGUGAUGAUAGGGAAAAGGAGACUCGAGAGAAGAAGGGAACGUUAUUAUUACAAGAAGGAUUUGUGUUAUAGCUGGAUUUGUUUUGGUUUUUCUUCAUGAGAUUCUUUUAGGCCUGGUCAGAUCUUGAUGCCAUGAGGAGAGACGGGUAAGAAAUAAAAUUAUUGUUAUUAUUAUUAUUAUUGUUAUAUUAUUAUUAUUAUUAUUAUUAUUGAUUUUUUUCACAAAUAGCUCUCAAAAACAUGCAGCCCAUUUUUAAAAAUAGUUACUUGGGGAUUCUGGGAGUUGUAGUCCAAGUUACAUCCUACUUGCCUAGUACAGUAGAGUCUCACUUAUCCAACAUAAACGGGCCGGCAGAAUGUUGGAUAAGCGAGUAUGUUGGAUAAUAAGGAGGCAUUAAGGAAAAGCCUAUUAAACAUCAAAUUAGGUUAUGAUUUUCCAAAUGAAGCACCAAAACAUCAUGGUAGACAACCAAUUUGGCAGAAAAAGUAGUUCAAUAUGCAGUAAUGCUAUGUGGUAAUUACUGUGUUUAUGAAUUUAGCACCAAAAUAUCACGAUAUAUUGAAAACAUUGACUACAAAAAUGCGUUGGAUAAUCCAGAACGUUGGAUAAGCGAGUGUUGGAUAAGUGAGACUCUACUGUACUUGACAACCCCCUUUUCCAGGUCUGUGGAGAAAAUAUAUACAUGAGACUUAAGUCUUUGGGUCUGGACCAUGAAUGUUUUUUCCAUGUUAAGCCUCUUUCCAUUUUCAGUAUCCUUGGGUCCUUCAGGCUGAGCUAUUUUGAUGAUGAAGAAGUGGUUGUGGGGAGGAAGGAAAGGGCUUGGGACUAUCCAUCUCUAUCUGGCGUCUUACAUCUUAGUGAUGUGGUGAAAAUCCUCUUGGUUUCAUUUCCACCUUUUAAAGGAGCUAUCCAAGGUGUGGAACUUGUUUUGUGGCCAAGGAUCAGCACCUUGGAUAGCUCCAUUAAGGCCUGAUGUUGAGCCCAUACCGGAGCCACUAAACUAUUCAAGAACCUUGAAUAGCUCCAUUAAAGUCUGGCAUGAAACUAUAGAAGAAUGACUAAACAGAUUCAGGACCUUGGAUAGCUCCAAAUUCUGGCAUCAAACUCACACUAGAGUUAAUAAACAGUUACAGAACCUUGGAUAGCUCCAUCAAAAACUGGCAUGAAACCCACCAUGGAGUCACUAAGCAGCUUCAGAACCUUAGAUUGCUCCAUCAAAUCUGAUAUUGAACCAACUCUGGAAUCACUAAACAGUUCCAGUACCUUGAGUAGAUCCAUUCAAGAAAGUACUGUAUAUACUCGAGUAUAAGCCGACCCGAAUAUAAGCCGAGGCAUCUCAUUUUACCAUAGAAAAACUGGGAAAACAUUGACUCUAGUAUAAGCAGAGCGUGGUAAAUUUCAGAAAUAAAAAUAGAUACCAAUAAAAUUUCAUUAAUUGAGGCAUCAGUAGGUUCAGUGUUUUUGAAUAUUUACAUAAAGCUCAAAUUUAAGAUAAGACUAUCCAACUCUGAUCAAAUCAUUGAUAUUACUAUUAUUGCAUUUAUUAUUUACUCUAUUUAUUAUUACAUGUAUUAUUUUCCUGUAUUUAUUAUUAUUACAUGUAUUAUUUUACUCUAUUAUUAUUUAAAGGAUACAUAAGCACAUUUGCAAUGAAGAAGAUGAGAAUAAUUCACUCUGAUCUUAUUAUUAUUGCAUUUAUUAUUUUACUCUAUUUAUUUUUACAUGUAUUAUAUUCCUGUAUUUAUUAUUAUUAUUAUUAUUACAUGUAUUAUUUUACUCUAUUAUUAUUUAAAGGAUACAUAAGCACAUUUACAUUGAAGAAGAUGAGAAUAAUUCACUCUGAUCUUAUUAUUAUUGCAUUUAUUAUUUUACUCUAUUUAUUAUUACAUGUAUUAUAAUCCUGUAUUUAUUAUUAUUAUUACAUGUAUUAUUUUACUCUAUUAUUAUUUAAAGGAUACAUAAGCACAUUUACAUUGAAGAAGUUGAGAACAGAGUGAAAUAAUAAAUGUAUUAAUAAUAAUAAAAAUAGAGUAAAAUAAAUGUAGUAGUAGCAUCAAUAAUAGAGAAAAAUAAUAAAUGUAAUAAUACCAAUAAUAAUAGAGAAAAAUAAUAAAUUUACCCUAUUUUCUCGAGUAUAAGCUGACCCAAAUAUAAGCCAACCAGGACCCUCGCCCGAGUAGAAGGCCCCAUAUGUCCUUGUUCUUCCGAUGCUGAAUUUCCCACUCUUUUGCACUUUGGCCUUCAGGACUUUUCUUGAAUCUAUCAUGUCAGCCAGGUAGGCUCGAGUGCUAACAGCAAAGCCAUCAUCAUUAAUCCUAUACAAUGCUAGUUACCUGUGUAGGUAAUAUCCGUUAUGGUCUUCCCCCAACUUGGAUGUAAUAUUUAUUUAACUUAUUAAGUGAAUGUAAUUUAUUAAAUUAAGUAAUGAAGCUUGUUUCUAAAGAUGGAAAUUACAAAAGGUACAAAUGGUGAUCAGAUUAAGCGGGCAAGUAUUAUUUAAAGAUACUAUUGGGCGGGGAGUUAUUCCUCCUCGGUGUGCAGGAAUCUGCUUCAAGUUGGCCUUGUCUGUUUUCCCUUUGUUUUUCCUUAUAAAGCAUUUUUUUAAGUGCAAUUUCGAAAUAUUUUAUUUUUUUUAACUCGGCAAGGUGGUGGUUGAAAUGUUUUUGAGAAAAAAAUAAAAUGUUCAGUGGCAUCUUGUAAGCACAA